Molecule: messenger RNA, 2971 nt
Organism: Neoarius graeffei (lesser salmon catfish)
Lineage: Eukaryota; Metazoa; Chordata; Actinopteri; Siluriformes; Ariidae
Gene: prkag2a
Product: protein kinase, AMP-activated, gamma 2 non-catalytic subunit a
Exons: 16
Coding region: 40-1713 (557 amino acids)
Source: RefSeq, a predicted model, not a curated record
GAUUAGUCUUAUUUUAAGAGGCGCACAUCUGGAAGGAAGAUGGGAAGCUCUGUGAUGGAUUCAAAGAAGACGGAUGGCAGGAAGAAAUGGACAAGAAAAAGGACAACCCUUCGGUUAAACAUGCCGGACCUGAGCAUGUUUGCCAUGCCCUUCCUGGAGGGUGAUGAUGAGCACAAUGACAAGGAUGGUACACGUAAGGAGGAGAUCAGCUGCCACUCAGCUAGCCCAACAAAAGGAUUUUUCAGCAGGAAUCCAUUUAGCCGGCCCUCUAGCCCCAUGUCGGCUCCAGCAAGGUCCAAAACCAGCCCUGGGUCACCCAGAACCAUCUUCCCUUACCCACUAUAUCAGGACUCCCCACCUAAAUCACCCCGCCGCCUCAGCUUUUCUGGAAUCUUUCGCUCAUCCUCCAAGGACUCAUCUUGUGCCUCCCUGUCCACUUCCUCUUCUGCCUCUCCCGUCAGUAUUAAACUCUUCUCCCGUGCCAGGAAAGCGUCUGGGAUCUCCUCACCGCCCACCACUCCUACGCAACUGACCAAACCCUCACCAUCAUUUCCUCUGGAGGAGAACCGGAACCUCACAAUGCGUCAAGAGGAACGAGCCCGUUCUCUGUCCUCUCCCCCAGAUACCGGUCAGCACUUCAGCAUGCCCCCAGCCAAGCCACCGAUCACUGCUUCAUCAGCACCCAUCUCUACCUCACGCAUGGUUCGCGGUUUGUCUGAAGGCAUGCUGGAGAAACUCGACCUAGAAGAUGAAGUUGUCGAAGAGUCUGAAAGUGAUAUUUACAUGCGCUUUAUGAAGUCCCACAAGUGCUAUGACAUCGUCCCCACUAGUUCAAAGCUGGUGGUGUUUGACACAACGCUACAAGUUAAGAAGGCCUUUUUUGCCUUGGUGGCUAAUGGCGUUCGAGCUGCACCACUGUGGGAGACGAAGAAGCAGAGUUUUGUAGGAAUGCUAACGAUCACAGACUUCAUCAAUAUACUUCACAGAUACUACAAGUCUCCCAUGGUGCAAAUCUAUGAGCUGGAGGAACAUAAGAUUGAAACAUGGAGAGAGCUCUAUUUACAAGAAACCUUUAAACCUUUAGUCAACAUAUCACCAGAUGCAAGCAUAUUCGACGCUGUGUAUUCACUAAUCAAGAACAAGAUUCACCGCUUGCCCGUUAUUGACCCCGUCAGUGGGAAUGCACUUUAUAUCCUCACGCACAAGAGAAUCCUCAAGUUCCUGCAGCUCUUCGUGUGUGAGAUGCCAAAACCUGCCUUCAUGAAGAAGACCCUGGAAGAGCUGGGCAUCGGGACGUACAGCAACAUCGCCUUCAUUCACCCGGACACGCCAAUAAUCAAAGCCCUGAGCAUCUUUGUUGAGAGGAGGGUUUCGGCUCUGCCUGUGGUAGAUGAAUCCGGAAAGGUUGUAGAUAUUUAUUCCAAGUUUGAUGUCAUUAACCUUGCUGCUGAAAAGACCUACAAUAACCUGGACAUUAGCGUGACUCAGGCUUUGAUGCAUCGCUCCCAGUACUUUGAGGGGGUCAUGAAGUGCAACAGACUGGAGACUCUGGAGACUAUAGUGGACAGGAUAGUCAAAGCUGAGGUGCACAGGCUGGUGGUAGUAGACGAGGCUGGCUGCAUCGUGGGUAUUGUGUCCCUGUCGGACAUCCUGCAGGCCCUGGUCCUCACUCCAGCAGGUCUGACCAGGAAGGAGAGUGAGGAAGCUGAGUGAUGUAUAUCAGGACUGCUAAAUUCUGUCACGCUGCUGGAAGAGGAAGUUGAUUUGAAGCUGGACUUUGGGAUGACCAUGCAGCCUACUGAGGGCUGGUAAAGGAGGAAAAGGGUACAGGGGUGCAAACUGAAUGCUGCUGAAGGCCAGAUGAGGAAAAUGGAUAGAUUUUGGGGGGGGGGAAUGGAUGGGCUACAGGGGCAACAGGGUAGAACACCAAUUAUCCCUUCCUCACAGGGAUUCUGGAGAGCUCUGUGUCCUCAAGCUGUUACUGCACACUCGCUAUUUAUGACACAUCACCAUCUGGUGUCUGUUCUGUGCACUAAACUCACUGGUAUGCUUUGGACUGUACCAUCACUAUCAUCCUGAGGGGAUUGCUUCUAGUGACCAGCAGUUCAGAACUGGCUUUAUUCAGAGCAUUUCCCCCCAUUAUUAUUCAUCCUCACUGUUUAUAGGACAGCUUUGCCUUGUGGGUUUACUUGCACACUUCUUGAAAUUGUCCUUUUCACUACCACUUUUAUCCUCCUUUUGUUAAUAUUCCUAUCCCCUCUUUCUUUAAAUGGUGCCUUCUGUCUACCAGUUGUCCACCAGUUGUUGCCCAUUAUGGAUGGCCAAGAGAAAGAGAAAACAGCGAAUGUUCAACUGAAACAAAAUGAAUGUCUGAGUAUCUGAAAACCAAAACGUUUGGAUUCUGAUUUUUAAUAGUUAAGUUUGUUAAAACGUAUUAGUUUUAUUUCAAAAUGUUUUUGGAAUGAUGCUGUAAACAUGGAUUCAACAUUAUUUAUUUGUACUUUUUUUUUUUUUUAAAUUGUUUUAAUUUUUUUAAAUGUCAGGCGUGAUCUCUAUGUUCGGCCCUUAUGCAUUAAAGACAUCAUUCUUAUGAGUUGACAUUGAGUGCAGUUUCAAAACGCAGUUGCUGCCUACAAGCAGUUCUUCUCUCCAGGUAAACCGGAGUCAUGGAGUCAUGCAAUGAAACCCCUUGUACUCCGUAUCUGUUGUACUGUACAUAGGAAGAGCUUGUGAAAUAUCUAAAGUGCCAGAGAAAGAUCUAUUUUUCUGUGCAUUCAAUGUAUGUUUAAUAUUGCAUAUUUUCAUUUGCAGGUCCUGUCAUUUUUAUUGUGGCUGUGUUGAUGGUAAAGGUCACUGAAACUUAAAUCCACCGAAAUGUACUUCACUGGCAUGAGGAUGAUGCCAUGAGGGUUAAACAUUGUGGGUUGACUUUCAUUUUGCAGUUAGGAAAUCAAUAAACCAUGCUACUGAA